UUUAUUUAUUUCUUUGUUUCAUGUGCAAAAAUCAACAACAAUGGUGGCUAUCUGAAGACAUGUACAUAUCUGGUCAAUCGUAUGAGACUGUCUCAAUAUUUACCGGGCUGAUAAUAAGACUGAAUCAAGAGGUGGAGAAUGAAGCGGCGCAAUGCGGACUGCAGCAAACUCCGACGGCCGUUAAAACGGAACCGAAUCAGCGAGGGUAUAUAUAGCAGCACGUUUCUGUACCUGAAGUUCUUGGUGGUGUGGGUGUUGGUGCUGCUGGCAGACUUUGUUCUGGAGUUCAGGUUUGAGUACCUGUGGCCAUUUUGGCUCUUCAUCCGCAGUGUCUACGACUCCUUCAGAUACCAGGGGCUGGCAUUCUCAGUUUUCUUUGUGUGUGUGGCGUUCACGUCAGACAUCAUCUGCCUGCUCUUCAUCCCCGUCCAAUGGCUGUUCUUCGCUGCAGGCACCUACGUGUGGGUGCAGUAUGUCUGGCACACCGAGAGAGGGGUGUGUCUCCCCACUGUGUCUCUGUGGAUACUGUUCGUCUACAUCGAAGCAGCCAUCCGCUUCAAAGACCUGAAGAACUUCCACGUGGACCUGUGUCGACCCUUCGCUGCCCACUGUAUUGGCUACCCCGUGGUGACCCUUGGCUUCGGGUUCAAGAGCUACGUCAGUUACAAGAUGCGUCUGCGGAAGCAGAGGGAGGUGCAGAAGGAGAAUGAGUUCUACAUGCAGCUCCUGCAGCAGGCCCUGCCCCCAGAGCAACACAUGCUGCAGAGACAGGAGAGGGAGGCGGAGGAAGCUGCCCUAGCAAGAGGCGUGUCUGAGGUCGACCCGCCCCAGGUCUCCCAGAACGGAGCCCCGCCCACCAGGAAGAGCGUGUGUGUUGCAUUACCGGAGCAGGAGGUGGGAGGAAAAGAGCGAGACAAGAAACAGCAGGUCACAGGAGUCAACAACAACAGCAUCCUCCCGCCUGCGGAGGCCAGACUGUCAGAGGCAGAGUACAUGGAGAGUGGAGGGGGGGGCAGGAGGCUGAACAACGACCUAUCAGGAGAUCACACACUCUCCGAGUCCACGCCCCCGAGAGAGGAGGGAGGGGGAGGGGCCAAGAACUACAAAAACGCCAGCGGAGGGGGUGUGCCCAACUCAUCCCCGCAUAACCACAGCUCCACCAAUGGGAGCGUGCCGUCGGCCAGUAGGAAUGAGAAGAAGCAAAAGUGUUCUGGGAGGGGCGGAGCUCAGAAGGACCCUGUGGGUGGAGCCCAGAAGGACUCUGUGGGUGGAGCCCAGAAGGACCCUGUGGAGAACUGCAUCCCCAACAACCAGCUGGCCAAGCCAGAGGCUCUAACACGGCUGGAGCAGGAUGUGAGGCGUCUGAAGGCGGAGCUGCAGGCCAGCAGGCAGAAUGAAGCGGACCUGAGAGGCCAGCUGACAUCCCUCACCCUGCAGGAUCGAGGCCUGCGGUGUGAACUCAGCCAGCUCAGACAGGACAACGAGCUGCUGCAGAGCAAGCUCCACAGUGCGGUCCAGGCCAGGCAGAAGGACAGACAGAGUGUGUCCCAGCUGGAGAAGAGGCUGAAGGGGGAGCAGGAGGCCCGCUGCCUGGCCGAUAGACAGCUGGCUGACGACAGGAAGAGGAAGAAGCUGGAGGAGGCCUCUGCUGCUAGGGCUGUGGCUCUGGCUGCGGUCAGCAGAGGUGAGUGUACUGACUCUCUGAGAGGUCGCAUCAGAGAGCUGGAGAACGAGUGGAAGAAGCUCUCCAUGGACAUGAAGCUGAAGGAGGAGCUGAUCAGGGAUCUGGAGGGGAAAGUCCAGGAGCUGCGUAAGUACAAGGAGAAUGAGAAGGACACGGAGGUGCUGAUGUCGGCGCUGUCGGCCAUGCAGGAGAAGACGCAGCACCUGGAGAACAGCCUGAGCGCUGAGACCAGGAUCAAACUGGACCUGUUCUCUGCCCUGGGGGACGCCAGGAGACAGCUGGAGAUCGCUCAAGGCCAGACCCACCAGAGGGAGCAGGAGAUAGUGGACCUGAAGCAGAAGAUAGCAGAGGUCUUGGCUGUGAUGCCCAGCCUCACCUACUCAGGCGACAGCAGCAGUCUGAACUCGACGUCUGAGGUCAUGAAAAGAAGCAAGCAGGAAGAAGGUAAGUUGUCUCCAGGUGACAACCUGAUGCUCUCAGCUGUUCGUCUGCCCUUCCCUGAGAUCAACACUCUUUUCUACGUUCAUCUGAAUCAGGCCUCCGUGUUUCUCCUGGAGCUGCUGGGCCGGUAGGACAGGCGCAGCUGGGAAGUGAAGCCCUGUGUUAGAUGAAUGUUCAAGUACUUCUUUUCAUGUUUUGAUAUCACCGAUUUUUACAUUUGUGAUUGUUUGCUUUGUAAAGAAACAUAUUUCAGUUGUGACGAUGGCAUUGUACAUUUCUCUGAAACGAUGUAAUGGUCAGUUGGACAGGUAGCUUGUCUCUGGGCUUCUGAACAUGGAAGCUGUUGGAAUAACAGACGUCAGAUCCUCCAAGACUGUCAGCCGUUUCUCCACAGCCCCUUAGAUCCUGCAAAGGAAGAUCACCUGCCUACUUAAGGAAGCUGUUCCUGCUUUCUGCAAACGGAGCUAACCUUCUCCUUUCUGGACCAAAUUAGAAUGAGUUAAGGCCAUGAACACUGGAUUUCUUGAUGUCUAGGUAACUGGUUUACCCUCACAGUUCCACUGUGCCUUGAAUAUCCUUUUGAAGACGUAGGAACAGUUUACCUUCCAGCAACACAGGCUUCCCUCAGUUUUGUACAGGCAGGUGUGGUACUAGACUGGAGGUGGAGCAUUCUCCAUCGCUGUCUCUCCAUCUCUCUUUCUGACUGCCUCUCCAUCUCUCUCUUAAUCUCUCUCCCUCUGACUCUGUCUCUCUGCCUCAGGCAGCUGUCCCAAGCUGGUGUCUAAUAGGUACAAUGCAACAUUAGUGGUGGGGGUGUAUUUCCUUUAUGAGCAAACACGGCAUGCCAAACAACCACACUCAUUACACUAGGUCUGGUAUGCCCUGGAGUUUAGCUGUUUACAAUAAUGUAUAUGAACUUCUGCUGGGAAUGUUUUCAUUUGUUUUUAAGUGCCGAGUGUUGGUGUUUGGUGUGAUCCUCAUCCACACUAACAGCUUUUUCAGAUGUUAGUUAGCGGAAGUUGGGCAUGUUAUUGUUUUGUGUUUUCACCCUGUAGUUCCAGGGGAAUCAUGGAAAGCACUUAGCGCUCUGACAGAUUCACGGUGUUUAUCGCGCAUCUUAUUUAUUCGUAACAAGUAUUUUUUUUCUCUCCCGCCAAUGGCACUUCUUGAUAUAGUUGCAUCAUGUUUAGUUGUUCUCUUGAUCUUGUUUAAACAGGGAUGUGACGUGUUAUUUUGGGACGUUCCCUGACCUCUUUGACCAUGUUGUGCUCUCAUGUUGCCUAGAAAAGUAUUUAUGUGGAUUGCAAAGGCAUUGUGAUGUUGUUCCAAAGUUCUUAUAAGUCUCGUGGAAGGUGGAAUGGAGGAGGGAGAAACUUCUCGGUUUAUCUUUCAAUUGUUCUACCAUGUUGUUUCUUUUUCAGAGUGAGUUCUCUCACUGUGGUUAUCACCUGGAUUAAAGGCUUGCAGGUGACGGUGUUGGUUUUGAAAA
Hypomesus transpacificus is the source of this 3614-nucleotide messenger RNA. It is a transcript of the gene maco1a, whose product is annotated as macoilin 1a. The record is from RefSeq and is a predicted model, not a curated record. Lineage: Eukaryota; Metazoa; Chordata; Actinopteri; Osmeriformes; Osmeridae. Gene Ontology annotation, biological process: neuronal signal transduction. Bases 139 to 2256 code for a protein of 705 amino acids. The transcript has 12 exons. Gene Ontology annotation, cellular component: rough endoplasmic reticulum membrane.